Symbiodinium natans is the source of this 1716-nucleotide messenger RNA. The record is from the annotation of a GenBank genome assembly. NCBI's taxonomy places the organism in Eukaryota, Dinophyceae, Suessiales, Symbiodiniaceae.
AUGGCCGCUGUCCGUUCACGUGGGCAUGUGCUGCCACCCCGAGCCAGCGCCAUUCUCCUGGUCUUGGCGGCCCAGCUGCCGGGUCUGCGCGCCCAGCCGGGCCAGGCGGUUCCCUGCGUGGAUGACUGUUUGGCCGAAGCUUUGGCCGAGGAUCCGACAAAGGGGUGCCCUCCGGGCACGUAUUGGCUGCCCUAUCCGCCAAAUCUGCCCGUCGACUCCUGUCAGCUUUGCCCUCCGGGAUCCUAUUGCCCAGGAGUUCCCUACGGCAACUUCACGGACUACCCGGUGAACCUGAACCGUCGCAUCUUGUGCCCCGCCGGUCGCUUCAAGAACAUCACCGGCGCCGCCACGCUGGAGGACUGCGACUUUUGCCCGCCGGGCUUUUUCAAUAGUGAGGCUGGGUCGACUCUUUGCGUGGGCUGCCCGGCCGGUACCUACUCCAUCACGUCGGGAUCUUCCAACACCGGGGACUGCAGCCUUUGUCCUGCUGGGCACUUCUGCCCUGCGGCCACUGGGCACCCAGUGCCGUGCGCUCCCGGCACUUUCGUGUCCUUUGCUGGGAUGACGUCCGACACGGACUGCAGUAACUGCACGGUGGGCCACUACUGCCAGCUUGGCACGGUGCACCCCAUGGAAUGCCCGCCCGGCAGCUACGGCAACACGACCGGCCUGGCAGGAAAUGGCUCCUAUCCUGGCACCUUCCUGCCCGCGGACUGGGUGGACAUUACAGUAUCUGGCGUAGGGGACACGGACUGCGCGGCCUGUCCAUCCGCGGCCUUCUGUGUUACUGGCAGCACCCGCCCAACGCAGUGCCCAGCCGGGACUUUCUCCACAGGACUCGCCAAGGAAGAAGCCGACUGUGAAGUCUGCCCUGUUGGCUUCAAGUGCGGCCAGACGGUUGUGACGGACUUCAUGCAGUCCGCCGUGUCGCGCGAGCCCGAUGGAAGUUCCACAGCAGGCAGCGAUGGCCCAGAAGCAUGCCCGGAGGACAACACGACGAUUCAUUUUUCCUUCCCGAAUUACACGGGCUGCGUGGAGAACUGUCCGUACCACUUCGAGCGCCAGAGCUACUGCCACGUCGCCGGCGAUGGCCGAGUACCAGACAGGACGGCUACAGCGGCGCGAGUUGAGCAGCUCAUCGACCUCCGUGGACCCCGCGGAGAUGCGGUGCGCUCUCAGGCUUUAGCCGACUUGGGCAUGAUCUUGGGCAACCUCACCGCGGAGGAGGCAGCAGGCAACCUGACCAUGAUCGACCACAACGGGCGGGGACCGCUACACAAGGCCGCGAUGCUGGACGACGUCCCUUUGUUGGAUGUGCUCCUGCAAUUUGGAGGCGCUGACCCUGCCACGAUGGAUGGAGCACGUGAUGCCGACGGUUUCACUGCGCUCAUGCAGGCCCUGCUCCUGAACAACACCGAUGCCUCCGACUGGCUGGUUGCCAAUGGCGCCACCGUGACCCAAGCGGACUUGGACCUCUUGGCCAUGCGGGGCGUGGAGUCUUCCUUGCCCGCAGCAGCUGCCUCUGCAGCACCUGCCUAUUUGGGCCGAAGUUCUUUUCCAUGGACGGGCCCUAGCGCGGCGGAUUUUGGGGGCCUGCCGGUCUCGAGCCCCAUGCCGACGACCACGCUGUAUGUGUUCUCCACGACGACGACAAUGACCCAUUCCAGCACCACGACGCAGACGGUAACGGUUACCAGCACCUUCACGACGACUUAG